GGGGAGGGGGCGCGGGGGGCGGCCAGUGACAAUAGUGCCAUCGGCCUUGGAAGGCUCCGCGCCCGGGCAUGGAGGCCGAGGAGUUGGGCAGAUACUACGCAUAUCUUCAGCAAGCAUUUUACACAUUUCCGUUCCAUCAGAUGAUGACUGCAGCACCUAACAUGGAAAUCAUGACAGAGCAGCCGACUCUAGAGGGCAUUCCAGAGCCAAACGUUGUUCAGGAGCCUCCAAAAGAAGUUAAAAAAGGAGGAAGAAAAAGAAAAGCCAAAGCAACCGAGCCAAAGCAACCCAAAAAGCCUGCUGCUAAAAAAGAAAAGUCGGCCAAGUCAAAAGGCAAACAAGAAAAGAUCACAGAUACUUUUAAAGUCAAACGGAAAGUGGAUCGUUUUAAUGGCGUGUCUGAAGCUGAACUUCUGACCAAGACUUUACCUGAUAUUUUGACCUUUGAUCUGGACAUCGUGAUAAUUGGCAUAAAUCCUGGCUUGAUGGCAGCUUACAAAGGACAUCAUUACCCUGGACCUGGAAACCAUUUUUGGAAAUGUCUGUUCAUGUCUGGCCUAAGUAACGAGCAGCUGAACCAUAUGGAUGACCACACCUUGCCACAUAAAUAUGGGAUUGGAUUUACAAACAUGGUUGAAAGGACAACACCUGGAAGCAAAGACCUCUCCAGCAAAGAGUUUCGGGAAGGAGGGCGAAUCCUGAUGCAGAAGUUACAGAAGUAUAAACCUCGUAUAGCAGUUUUCAAUGGAAAAUGUAUUUAUGAAAUUUUUAGUAAAGAAGUUUUUGGUAUAAAAGUUAAGAACUUGGAAUUUGGGCUGCAGCCACACAAGGUGCCAGAUACUGAAACUCUCUGCUACGUUAUGCCAUCAUCCAGUGCAAGAUGUGCUCAGUUUCCUCGUGCACAAGAUAAAGUUCAUUAUUACAUAAAGCUGAAAGAUUUAAGGGAUCAACUGAAAGGCAUCACACCAAACACAGAGGUGCAGGAGGUGCAGUACACGUUUGACUUACAACUUGCACAAGAGGAUGCUAAAAAGAUGGCUGUCAAAGAAGAAAAAUAUGAUCCCGGUUAUGAAGCAGCAUAUGGGGGAGCUUACUGUGAUCGCACGCCGUAUGGAAGCGAACCGUGCAACUUCUCUUCAAAUGGAACCGCAGCAGGCGAUCCACAGUACUGUGAGGGGUCAUCCUUCGGUGAGGUUCCUAACGGACAGUGGAUGACGCAGUCCUUUGCAGACCAGAUUCCAGAGUUCAGCACUGGUGUGACACGGGAAGAAGUGGGAAGCAGCGCAUAAGAGCUGUUUCUUCUCGGCUAUGCAUAUGUGCUGCAGUUUUAAUGCAGUGAUCAAGAUUGGUACCUCGGUUUUCCAACUGAAGCAUUUUAAUAGUAUUUUAUCUCCCUAGGUAUUUUAUUAUAGUCCAAAGUGAGUGUGUGGUAGGCUCAAAUCAAUGAACUAGAUAAUUCUAAGGAACUGUCCAAACUUUUAAAGAAAAGUUAGCCCUUUUUGUACAUGAGGUUUAUAUUUAAUGUGCACCAUUUCUUGCAGGUUUUGUCAACUUGCUUUUUCAUCUGUGAAGAUUUCUUUGGGACGUUAAUUUUAUUCCAUAAAUCGAAAUGUAGUAGUAACAGCAGCAGUAUACCUUUUACUGAUGCCUCAAUAUUUAUCUAUCUCGUAAUCCUUUUAUAUCCAGAGGGGAAAAUGGGAAGUGUACUCUUCUCUUACAUGAAGUGGUGAUUUUAAUCAUGCACAGUUAAGCAAAUUGUGCUUUUUAAUGCUGUCUUUUACCUUCUUAAAGUGCAGAAAGGUGCAUACUGAAUCUUUUCUGGGUGGGAAGUUGGUUUAGUGACUGGACUUUAUUCAGGAUUAAGAGAGUGGAGGCAUCAUCUCAAGUUACAGCACUGGGGAAGAAAAUUUAUGUUGCACAGGACAGGGCCCAAACAUUACAGCUGAGCUGACUUAGGGUAACAUGUCUCUACCACUGCAUCCCUUUUCCCCUUAAAUUCCAAUGUAAGAAACUCUAACUACUUAAACAAAAAACACAUUUAAAUAAACAAACAAAAAUUACUACAACAAAAAGCAAACAAACCCAAUCCAACAACAGGGGUUCUUGAAUUCUGUGACGUUUAAACUCAGUCAUUUCUGUGUCAUUAGUCUUUCUGCCUGACUUUUAACAGGAGACAAGCCCUUCGAACAGAUCUCAUGGCAGGGAACUGAAAGACCACAUUCCCUGUAAAAACUGCGUCCAGCUGUGUUGUGUAUGUCAGGUACAGAGAGCACAGAACCUGUAAUUUAGCAGUUUUUAACUGAGUUCUCUUCAGUCUGUAACACCUUUUAGGGGUGUUCUCCUUAAUGCUCUUGCAAGUGAAAAACACAAAGUUAAACAUAAAGGCAGCUGUUCCAUGAACAAGUCAGCUGUAGAAGCUGCAGCUUUCUUCUGAGGAACUUGUUAAAUUGUACUCCCUUUUGGCCAAUAUUAGUGACAGAAAAAUGAGAUUCCAUGCUUGUGCCUAACCAUCAUCUUUCCCUUUUUUGUGACAUGAGGAAGAGAUGAAGUAAAAGCAAUAAGCUGAUCAAAAGAUUAAGGUUUUGAUGAUCUUAUGAUGGUAGGUGCUUCACAUACUUGAAAAAUAGAUACAAACAGUAUCUCCAGAAUCCAUGCUGGUCAGGUAUUCCUGUGCCAGUGUAUUUUACCUUUCCUCAUAGCCAGUAACAGUUAACACAUGUUGAGUGUAACUGGUUGGUGCAUAUUCUAAUCCUGCUCUAUUGGCUCUCGCUGAGGUCACACUGUCAACCUGUUGUGAGGCAGGCACAAUGUUUACAGUUCUAUUCCCAAAUUAUGUGGCUUAAUUCUGAGCGUCUUAAAUCAAGAAAGUGUGCAUUAUGAUUCUGAUGUGUUUAUUAGCUUCAGCAUAAAGCUGUUCAGUAUAUUGUCGAAGAGGUAUAGGACUUGUUUGUUAUUUAAAGUGUACUGUAUCCUGUAUUGCUGUUUACAUGGACGUUUUCCUGCAGGUGCUCAAAGUAUCUCGCAUCAGGGAUUUGUUACAACUUAAUUUUAUUUUUCAACAAAACCAGAAGCAUGUAAUUAUCACUGCUGGAUAUGUAGCACAGUACGAUGUAACUACUGGAAGGCUAACCUGUUAGAUGGGAAGGGAAAGGUCUCUUCUUUAAUGGAAUCACCUAUUAGGUUAUCUAAGUAUAAAAUACAGUUACGUGUACAAUGACCAUCCUGCUCAAUAUUGAAUUCUGUGUGUACUCCCUCAGAACUGGUGCUUUUUUUCAUUACAGUAAUACAAAAGUUCAUAAUCUGUCUUAAAUCUAUCAAUGUUUCACAAUAAAAUCAGGAAAUGAA
Molecule: messenger RNA, 3345 nt
Organism: Pogoniulus pusillus (Red-fronted tinkerbird)
Lineage: Eukaryota; Metazoa; Chordata; Aves; Piciformes; Lybiidae
Gene: TDG
Product: thymine DNA glycosylase
Exons: 10
Coding region: 69-1289 (406 amino acids)
Biological process (GO): base-excision repair, AP site formation
Cellular component (GO): nucleus
Molecular function (GO): pyrimidine-specific mismatch base pair DNA N-glycosylase activity; uracil DNA N-glycosylase activity
Source: RefSeq, a predicted model, not a curated record